Messenger RNA from Cololabis saira (Pacific saury), 3389 nucleotides. RefSeq names its product immunoglobulin-like domain-containing receptor 2. The transcript is spliced from 10 exons. Gene Ontology annotation, biological process: pancreas development. Gene Ontology annotation, cellular component: membrane. The record is from RefSeq and is a predicted model, not a curated record. The coding region runs from base 5 to 2284 and encodes 759 amino acids. NCBI's taxonomy places the organism in Eukaryota, Metazoa, Chordata, Actinopteri, Beloniformes, Belonidae.
UUAUAUGAGGCAGAUAACCAUCAAACAUCUCCCAAAGAUGAGACGAAAGAGAAAAGAAAACGACCUUCAUCAAAACAUAUUUAUGAAAUAUCCUCGCGGCAUUUGGAAACUAUCUUCGACCCCCAUGUGGUGGUGGAUUUUUACCGUCUGCCUGGCAGGUGUCCUCCCUCAGUCUUGCUCAGGCGUUCACGUGUUUGUGAGAGAUGAGAAGAAGUAUGCGGUGCUGUUCCAGUCAGUGGUUUUACCGUGUCAGUACACCAGUGUGUCGACCCAGAUCCCCGUGGUGCAGUGGGUCUACAAGUCGUACUGCCGAGACCGUACGAGGGACUCGUUCAACUUCCCCGACAGCGUGAGUGCAGGCGUGGGAGGAGGCGGACUGACCGGUGGAAACGCAGGGGUCAGUGGAGGCUACGAGACGCGCUCGGCGGCGAGCUACCUCGACUGCUCCGACAACAGCCGGACCGUCCGAACCGUGGCCUCUAUCUCUGGAUCCUCAGUCACACUGUCAGAAUUCUACAAGAACAGAGACAUUUCCAUCAUCAACAAAGCAGACCUGAGAAUAGGAGAGAUGCAAUGGGGAGACAGUGGAGUUUACAUCUGCAAAGUGGUUAUAUCUGAUGAUCUGGAGGGGCAGAAUGAAGCAUCGGUGGAGCUGCUGGUUCUUGGUUUCUCAGGUGUGCCUGAAGACCUUCUGCCAGACUUUGAUUUGAAGAUUAUGCCAGAGUGGGUGUUUGUGGUGGCCGUGGUGUUGGGCAGCGUGUUGUUCCUGCUGCUGUUCGGGGUCUGCUGGUGUCAGUGUUGUCCUCACUCCUGCUGCUGCUACGUCAGCUGCUGGUGCUGCCCUGACACGUGCUGCUGCCCCAGACACCUGUAUGAAGCAGGUAAAGGAAUAAAGACAGGAGCCCCAAGCCCUCAGGUGCACGCUUACCCUCCAUACUUUGUGUCUGGCGUCCCAACCAUGGUCCCCAUCGCCCCACCGUCUCUGGUGGACAAAGUACCGUCUGUUCCACCCUCCGAUGGCAGCCUGGUGUCAGCAGUGCCCAUACAUGCUGUAGGGGUUCCCUAUCGCGUUCCUUCACCACAGGAUCACGACUCUCUAAGGGUUCUGCAGUAUGUAGAGAAACAACUGGCUCACUUCAACCCUGCCAGGUCCAGCAGCCAUCAGUCCUGUAGCCUCUCUGAGCUGAGCUCGCUCCACGAUGGAGAACCCGCCUUCCGCCAAACUUACAGAAAUGUCCAGAAGAACGCUCUGCCAGCCAUCCCUGAUCACGGCUCUCAGCCUGAACCACAGCGCUACCGUGACAACCGCAGUCCAGAGCCGCAGCAUCACCGUAAUAAUCCUCCCUCCCCCCAUCGCUAUCGUCACGACCCUGACUCCGAUCACCAGGACAGCCAGGACGAGCCUCUGCUUCCGAGACGAUACAGCGAUGACCCUCCGUCAUCCUCUCAGUCACACAGGACGGGCCGGAAUCAACGGCAGCAGAACUCCAGCGAUGAGGACAAACACAAGAGGUGGAACCCUCGUUCAGAACAUUUGCAGAGAAAGACCUAUCAUACCUCUGGACGAACGGGCUCCCUGGAUGAGUUGGAGGAGUUUGCGACUUGUUUCAAGGAGAAACAAGGAAGAAGAAGAGAGAGAAGGGAAGAGGAAAGGGAAGACUAUGAGAUGGAGCUCCGGGAGUUCGGUCGAUAUCCCUCCUACCGUAAUGGCCCUCCUCAGCAUUAUCACAGCAAUGAGGAUGAGCUCAGUAACAACAGCGACCACGAAGAUCACCCAAGACACAGCAGCAAAAACAGGCAGAACAGAACCCCGGUGUCCUCUCCCAAAAACAGGAAGGAUACAUGGGAAGGGGACCGCUCCGCUCCACAUCCUCCCCCAGCACGCCCACCAUCCAAUUCUUCUCAAGAAAAGGACUAUGACGCCUCGUUCCUCAACAGCCUCCUGGAACGUAAAGCUAAGUUGCGAGGGUCUGGUACAGGGAAGAGCGGGGCCCGGAGUGAGGAAGAUUCUGAUACACCUUCCAAAGGCAGCUCAAAGAAGAGCAGCUGGGAAUCCGGUCGGCAUUGCAACCACUCGCCAAGUAACAGGUUUGAAGCAGAUUCGUUGUCUCCUUCUUCAGAGACGGAGAGAAACAGGACUGACAGGCCAUCUCCACGUCCACAUCCAGCAAACACUCGCUCCUCUCAACCACCCACCCAUUCCCUACAUGCUCACCUAGAAGAACCCCGGGAAAAGGCCAGAAAAGUGAACACUCUUCUCAGCCGAGAUUCUCUCAUCGUCUGAUCGACUUAAAGGCCCAGAGACUGAGAUCUUUAAGCAGAGGGAGCACAAGCAGCCCUGCAGGAAUUGCGUGGUAUUUGGGGGGAGAAAACUGAUAAAGCUGUCAGAAUGUGGAUUAUCGAACUCUGAUAAACACAAAGAGAGUUGACUCAAUGGUGAUAAAUAAAGAGGAGGACAAGAAACGCUGAAACCUUCUGCCUGUAACGUCAGCGAGUGAUGAAGUCACCAGCUGUAUCAUGUAUACAGUAUCUCUGCUGGACUAACAUCAACAAAUGUGAGCUUGAUUUAUGACCUGUACUGUACCCCUCACCAGGACGACACAAGAGUCCGGAGUGUAGACUUGCUGUACGCUCCCAGUACAAUGAGUGCUUUGACUUCCAUCUGAUGAGAUAUGUGAAUUAAAAAGCACACUUGUACAACAGAAAGUAAAUGACAAGACCAUUAUUGUAAAGAGUACCCUGUAUCUCCAUUUGAAAACAAUAACAACAUUGUCAUUCAGUAACAUAUUCAAGGACUAAAGCACUUAAAUAUGAGAGAUUUUAUAAGUAAUGUAGUGUAACUUAGGCUGAAAGCAGUAAGAAACAGCAAAAUUCUUUAUUAAUAAAUACUGAUGUUGAAAAUGUCAGUGUAAAAGUGUUAGCGUAACCAUCAAAUGUUAUUCUGCAUUUACAGGAAAUGUAACAAAAUGUUUAAAUGUUUUCUAUAUCAUUCUUAGAGGGUUUUACAGUGCCAUUGUGUUUACAGCUUCUUCUAACGUUUGCCAGUGAAAUCAGAAAAUGGAGCUCUGAGCUUCUGUAUAUCAGAGCUAAAGAUCUACAGACGUGUAGCAAGAAGGAUCAGUGAGAAAGACGCCUGGCAGUAAACUUUAUUUGUUUUCUAAGGGGUCCAACCACAUAUCCAAAUGAAAGUUUGUUCAUUAAAACUGUGUACAAACAUUUACAAAGCAUUUACACCGUAAAGUUAAGAUUUCUUAUACAUAUGCUCAUUUUUAAUUUCAUGUCAACAACAUGUUUCUAAGAAGCUGAAACAGGAGCAUCUUCACCUCUGUGUUGCAUGACACUUGCUCUUUUUAAACAGUUGGAAACCCCAUUCCCGUAUAUAUUUAUUA